GUCGUGUACGCGCGACAGACCCAUGGGUCAGCGGGAUGCCGUCCCGCGGUUGAACUCCAAGUCCAGCGCGCGGUCUGCCCUGGAGCCUGUGCCUGAAGGGGCAGUGGCGCCCUCACAGGGAGUUCCCUCGCUGGAGCUUGUUCCUAACUUGGCUAGCGCCGCACCCGGUUCCGGAGCCAGCGGCUGCCCUUCCAACCCCUUCACUGCCAUUUCCACCACCACCAACAACAACAACAACAACAACUCUGGGACGACUGCACAAGCGGCUCCAGGCAGCACUUGCACACCCCCUGAUGACGCAGCAGACCUGCCGCUGCUGCAGGCCCCAGUG
Messenger RNA from Astrephomene gubernaculifera, 331 nucleotides. The record is from the annotation of a GenBank genome assembly. NCBI's taxonomy places the organism in Eukaryota, Viridiplantae, Chlorophyta, Chlorophyceae, Chlamydomonadales, Astrephomenaceae.